UAUGUUUUCUUCUCUUUCUCCCUUGUUAUUGUUGCGAUUGCGAUUGUUGCUACUAUUGUUCUCGUUGUUAUUGUGAUUGCCGCUGCUAUUGUUCUUCCUGCCUGGCAUGUAGACAUGGCUAACGUUUCCCGAAUCGCAGUCUCCCUCGGCAAAUCUUCCGCCGCGGCGCUGGAUCGGCUGUCGAGGCAGGCGGAAGCGUUGGUGGCGAUGCUCGCGGACGAUGGGGGUGCUGGGGCGUUCGUGAAUGUGCGGAGGGACUAUUUACAGAAGCCGGAUGCGAUGGGACCAUGAAGGAGAGGCGGGAGGGCACGGUGAUUCUGCUUGCAUUGCGAACCGAUGGAGUCCUGCGAACG
Eremomyces bilateralis CBS 781.70 is the source of this 353-nucleotide messenger RNA. RefSeq lists its product as uncharacterized. NCBI's taxonomy places the organism in Eukaryota, Fungi, Ascomycota, Dothideomycetes, Eremomycetales, Eremomycetaceae. The coding region runs from base 115 to 291 and encodes 58 amino acids. The record is from RefSeq and is a predicted model, not a curated record. The transcript has a single exon.